AUGGAUCCUGUCAUCAAUAGGGGUUCACACUUUCUUCUCCAAGCGUCUACACGGUUAGGGUUCGAGUCUCAACCCACCAUGGAUAGUUUCACCAGUUGGUUGGUGACCCUGGUGAGUUGUUUAGGGACAAAGAUUAAUCCAAUGCUUGAAAAAUUGACUGGGUAUACAUUCAACGUUAAGGAUGACUCUUGUGAUGAAACUGGAAUUGAUGGAAAAAUGUUGGUGCAAAUUUGUGGUGCCGUUGGUGGUGCCGUUGGUGUGGCACUGGUAGCUAUUGCUCUUAUCUGGGUUAUUUGGAAGAUGAUUGGGGUCAUUUUCAGAUGUUGUUGCGGAAGAAGGAGGACAAUGAAGGCUCCAGGGAGGAACCGUCGCAUUUUAAGGGCCGACUUUGAACGUAAUCCUGCAGCUUAUUUUCGUAAUUUGCAUAACGAUGAACGAAAUGGGUUAUUGGUUUGA
Sphenostylis stenocarpa is the source of this 456-nucleotide messenger RNA. The record is from the annotation of a GenBank genome assembly. Lineage: Eukaryota; Viridiplantae; Streptophyta; Magnoliopsida; Fabales; Fabaceae.